Messenger RNA from Cyprinus carpio (common carp), 1931 nucleotides. Its product is annotated as calpain-2 catalytic subunit. Lineage: Eukaryota; Metazoa; Chordata; Actinopteri; Cypriniformes; Cyprinidae. Gene Ontology annotation, molecular function: calcium-dependent cysteine-type endopeptidase activity. The record is from RefSeq and is a predicted model, not a curated record. Gene Ontology annotation, cellular component: cytoplasm. Gene Ontology annotation, biological process: proteolysis.
GCGCAGUUUUUCUUAGCGUCUGUUUCCAUAGUGACUCGUCGAUUCGCCACUCUGUUGAGAAUGUCUUGAGUCUUAACCAGGAACAUACUCUUUGUUGAAUGAACUUACUCCCGGAUGUGUUUUUGGAACCAACAUACCUCGAGUAAGCUUUGGGUUAAUCAACCGAAUGUUCAGGGUUUAGUGGAUGGCAAAAGGAUUCUGAGUGAAAAAUGCCUCCCCCUGAUGGGUGCCACCACAACCCAAAUGAAGAUGAUGUGAAUUCUCCUACCAGUCCUUUGAACUUCCUGGAUCAGAACUACCAGGAGCUGCACCAGACCUGCCUCACUGAAAACACACUCUACAAUGAUGAGUUGUUCCCUCCAGACAACAGCUCCAUUGGCUUGUUUAAUCAUUUGCCACCUGAGGUGGACAUGUCUGAAGUUGCAUGGAAGCGGCCAUCUGAAUUGGUUUCAAACCCUAAUUUAAUUGUAGAUGGCAUGUCCAGGUUUGACUAUGCACAGGGAAGUGUAUUAGGAAACUGUUGGUUUUUGGCUGCAAUUGGGGCUCUAACUUUUGAGAAGGAUAUCAUAAAACAGGUCAUGCCAGCUGAACAGUCAUUCACCAAGAAUUAUGCUGGGAUAUUUCAUUUUAGGUUCUGGCGAUUUGGGAAAUGAAUUGGUGUUGUUAUUGAUGACCAGCUUCCAACUAUUGAUGAUGAACUUCUUUUUGUGUGUUCAAAAACAUCUAAUGAGUUUUGGCCUGCCUUACUGGAGAAAGCUUAUGCAAAGGUUUGUGGGUCCUACGCUGACUUGCAAGCUGGUUUCAUAUCUGAGGCCCUGAUGGACUUCACUGGUGGGACGCAUAUGUAUUAUACACUGAAUAUGGCUCCUGCUGAUUUGUGGAAAAUCAUGAAAUGUGCAUUAAAGUCAAAAACGCUUAUGGGCUGUGGCUCUAAUACAGUGACAACACCUGAAGAAAAUGAGUUACUUCAUGGCAUAGUUGCAGAGCAUGCUUACACAGUGACAGGGGUUUUUGAGGUGAUGAGUGAAGAAAAUCCAGUCCAGCUGGUAAGAUUGUUUAACCCAUGGGGCGAAGAAGAGUGGCAAGGACACUGGAGUGAUGGAUCACCCUUAUUGGAGACAGUUUGUGAGAAGGUCCGCAACAUUUGCCAUGAAGUUUUAAAUGAUGGGGAGUUCUGGAUGGCAAUGGAAGACUUUACCAACAUUUUUGAAAACAUAGACUUCUGUUGUCUCUGUCCUGAUUUUCUGGAUGGCUCUGGUGAAUGUCACUGGACCUCAAAACGACAUUUUGGCAGAUGGAAUGCUGGGAUUUCAGCGGGUGGUGACAUAAUUAAGACAGAGACUUUCUGGACAAACCCUCAGUUUCGGGUGAAAAUUUAUGAGCUUAAUAAGGAAUGUGCUAGUGACCAGUGUCCUGAAAAUAUACUGGUGUCCCUCAUUCAGAACCAUGAAAAGAGAAACAAGCAAGAAAAUUUUAAGAUUGGCUUCUAUGUUUUUGAGAUACCACUUGAGAUGAGAAAUCAAAGUGGGAGGUUUUCAUCUGAGUUCUUCAUUGACAGAGAGCCUGUGGCACAGACUGAUGAAUUAGUAUGGUUUAGAGAGGUGAUGAAAUUCUUCAAACUGGAGCCGGGAGAGUAUAUGAUAGUACCUUGCACAGAGAAUCCUGGUGAAACUGCCUCCUUCAUCCUGUCUGUUUUCUCAAAGAAUGAGACACACUUGGAACAUAUUCAAGAAACUCCUGAGUAGAAUGGAGACAUUUUUGAUGAGGAAUCAUCAUUUCUAUUCAUUUUCAACUGAUUUAUGCGAUCCGCGUUGAUAUCUGACCACAACAACACGAAAACCUUCUCCAGAGUGCUCAGGACCUCAGACUGGGCAAAAGGUUCACCUUCCAACAAGACAAUGACCCUAAGCACACAGCUAAAAUAAAGAAGG